UAAACGAUAAAGAUACAAGCUUCCAUAUACAAGGGAGCAUGUGGGUACAAAAUUAGCAAGUCGAGUGAGGUUCACGUAUUCAACAAGGACCAUGGCGGAGACAAAAAUAAAACAGGACAAAAUUUGCAUUGUGGGAAGUGGACUGAUAGGGCGGAGCUUCGCCAUGUUGUUCGCGGCAUCAGGCUACCAAGUCUACCUGUACGACAUCCAAUUGGCCCAGGUGACGGACGCUCUGGAUAACAUACGAAUUCAGUUACUGAAUCUGGAGGGGAUGGGACUCCUGAGGGGAACAUUGACCGUGGACCAGCAACACAGUUGUAUAAAAGGGGCCUCAGACCUUGGCGAGGCAAUCAAGGGCGCGUGGUUUGUUCUGGAGUGUGUUCCGGAGAGACUAGACCUUAAGACAGUUGUAUACAAGAGUAUCGAUCCCCUUCUUGAACCCAACGCGAUUUUAGGGUCCUCUGCUAGCGCCCUCGUUCCAUCCCUCCUUUCCAAGGACCUGAAAAACCGGAACAGGUUUAUCGUCGUACAUCCGACGAACCCUCCGUUCUACGCACCUUUGGUAGAACUGGUUCCCGCGCCCUGGACGGACGCUGAUGUGUUGCCUGCCAUCAAAAGCUUGUGUACAGAGAUAGGACAGGCACCAGUCGUACUGAACAAGGAAAUUGAUGGCUUUGUUCUCAACCGGAUACAGUACGCCAUCAUUGGAGAGUGCUGGAACCUCGUUAAGGCGGGAGUAAUGAGUUCUGAGGACGUAGACAAGGUCAUGUCAGAGGGACUGGGGAGAAGGUACGCCUUUAUGGGACCUCUGGAGACAGCAUACCUCAACGCAGACGGUUGGUUGAGUUAUAAAGAUCGUUAUGCAGAAAUGAUGGAACGUGUGACGUCAAACUUUGAGCCCUUCCCGAAGAUAGAGGGACCGACGUUACAAAAGAUACACGACGAGUUCGCAAGGAAAAUCCCCUUAGACCAACUCGAUGCUCGCAGAGAGUGGCGGGAUGCAAGAUUAGCACAACUAUCUAAACUCAAAAAGGAAAUGGACAAAUGAAUAAAGUUUUUAUUAGUUCAAUAUUAACAUCGUUUAAAUACGUGUACUGUUGAAUAAAAAUAUUCUUUUGAGCUUGUGAUUAUAUCACGAAUCAGACUUAUCAUUUAGUUCAAUAAUUACAACGUUUAGAUUUUUCGAUUGUUGAACAAAAACCUUCGUUUUAGCUUGUGAUCGUACAGAUACAUGCUUGAGUACAUAAUUCCUUAUCAAAGAACAGUAUAUAAUGUAUG
This is a messenger RNA of Mizuhopecten yessoensis (Yesso scallop), 1278 nucleotides long. Its product is annotated as lambda-crystallin-like. The coding region runs from base 92 to 1048 and encodes 318 amino acids. The transcript has 6 exons. Lineage: Eukaryota; Metazoa; Mollusca; Bivalvia; Pectinida; Pectinidae. Gene Ontology annotation, biological process: fatty acid metabolic process. The record is from RefSeq and is a predicted model, not a curated record. Gene Ontology annotation, molecular function: oxidoreductase activity, acting on the CH-OH group of donors, NAD or NADP as acceptor; NAD+ binding.